ACACAAUAAUCCUCAAUAUGGCUUUCACUCCCGGAGGACGAGGUGGUCGCGGCGGCGCCCCACGCGGUGGCGGACGCGGUGGCUUUGGCGACAGAGGCGGCCGUGGUGGCUCAAGAGGCGGAUUCGGCGGUGACCGCGGUGGGCGCGGCGGACGGGGCGGUGGUCGUGGAGGUGGUGACCGAGGAAGAGGAGGAGGCCGAGGCCGUGGUGCUCCUCGUGGGCGUGGAGGUCGUGGUGGUGGAGCGCCUGGCGCAAAGGGUGGUCAAAAGGUCAUCAUCGAGCCACACAGACACGCGGGUGUCUUCGUCGCUCGCGGCAAGGAAGACUUGCUCGUCACGAAGAACUUGACUCCCGGCGAGGCCGUCUACGGCGAGAAGCGCAUUUCCAUCGAUACUCCUUCGACUACAACCGGCGAUGCGUCCAACGGCGACGCUGUCACCACCAAGACCGAGUACCGUGUAUGGAACCCCUUCCGAUCGAAGUUGGCUGCUGGUAUUCUUGGAGGUCUGGAGGACAUCCACAUGAGGCCUGGCAGCAAGGUUCUUUACCUUGGUGCUGCUUCUGGUACCUCCGUCUCUCACGUUGCUGACAUUGUCGGCCCUACUGGUACCGUCUUCGCUGUCGAGUUUUCCCACCGAUCAGGCCGUGAUCUCAUCAACAUGGCGACACACCGCACGAACGUCAUCCCUAUCGUCGAGGACGCCCGUCACCCACUGAAGUACCGCAUGCUCGUCAGCAUGGUUGACUGCAUCUUCGCCGAUGUUGCUCAACCCGAUCAAGCACGUAUCGUCGGCCUUAACGCCCACCAGUUCUUGAAGGUGGGUGGUGGUGUGCUCAUCUCCAUCAAGGCAAGCUGUAUCGAUUCGACCGCAUCGCCAGAAGCCGUAUUCGCAAGAGAAGUUGUCAAGCUCAGGGAAGAGCGCAUCAAGCCAAAGGAGCAGCUCACGUUGGAGCCUUUCGAGCGAGACCACGCCAUGGUCGUCGGUGUGUACCAACGGUCCGGAUAAAGCGAAAGCUUUCCGGCUUUGUCAAGAUGAAUGACGAUGUUACAAAGAAAUUCGGUUCAGUAUGGCGUUUUGCGGCGCACAGAAGGCGCAUCGAAUAUGCCGAGAAGGCAAGGCUUGGUGCUGGCGAUUUUGAUUUGACUUACUACUGGUGUGUUAGAAUCGAUAACACUGUAAAGCACCUUUCACUCCGACCUCCUCCAAUGAGGACCAGUUCUCACAACGGCGAAUCGGACGCUCGCGAGGAAGUAUACGCACGGAUGUCAAAUUGCAAUGCAGCCCUAUCUCCAUGGCUAUCGUUGUGCCGCUUUCAAGAAGUGCAAGAAUAAUGCAGAAAACUGCCUCGCUAACCCAGAUUUCCGACUCGCACUUUGGCGACGUUGGAGGGCGCAGGGCCAACAUACAUUUGCUCAGUUGGGGCUAAUUUGGACUGCUCAUGGAGCUCAAGAAUGUGUUUCACUGUCUGUACGCUUCUCAUAGCCCUGCACACCUCGCCUAACCCCAUACAGUACAUAUCUUACAACCAAGUUGUCUCAAAAAUCGCCGUCAAACAAAGAAUCUCCA
This is a messenger RNA of Cercospora beticola, 1568 nucleotides long. RefSeq names its product rRNA methyltransferase NOP1 (gene NOP1). Gene Ontology annotation, biological process: box C/D sno(s)RNA 3'-end processing; rRNA methylation. Gene Ontology annotation, cellular component: small-subunit processome; nucleolus; box C/D methylation guide snoRNP complex. The record is from RefSeq and is a predicted model, not a curated record. Lineage: Eukaryota; Fungi; Ascomycota; Dothideomycetes; Mycosphaerellales; Mycosphaerellaceae. Gene Ontology annotation, molecular function: rRNA methyltransferase activity; histone H2AQ104 methyltransferase activity; RNA binding.